CAUUCACUGAUGGAGGAGACAUCCAGUCCCAUGGGUCCUCAGGAGCUAGUUUCAUGCCUUAGAUGCAUUCAGUCCUCUACUGUUUGUUAGUAAGAGUGGCAUAGAACUUGUGGGCUUCACUCAUGUUACAAAGAUUUUUUUUUGUUUCGUGUGUCGUGACUGAAUGUGGGUGGGUGAUGGUGAAAUAUUUCUGCUAUGCGGAAGUCGGCCACUUUCAGUGUGCAUACAGCAUGGAAACACAUCUCUCUACACUGCUGGGACUAUUCAUACUUCAUUUACAUCUUUUACAGCUUCACACAGUGUCUGCAGCUGUGCCAGUGUUUGUGCUGGAGGGAGGAUCAGUCACUCUGAAUGUGACAGGACAUGAAGACAAGACCGGCUUAAAUUUCAUAACAUGGAAGUUUCACAAGAGACCUGUUGCUGUGUACACCCAUAAAUUCAAUGAUGCAGAUGUUAGAGAUCCCUUCAAAGGCCGAGCAGAGUUUGAUGUGAGCACCUUCUCUCUGCUGCUGAAGAACUUGCAGAGGAGUGACUCUGGGCUCUACACAGCACAGAGGGAUACUGGGGAAAUAGAGGAUGUUGCAGACUAUGAACUUUCUGUCCUGGAGCCUGCAGCAGCCCCCACUCUGACUGUGGUGUCUAACUGGUCCAGCAGUGACUCCUGUAAUGUGACUCUGAACUGCACAGGACUCAACGUGUCUCUGAUCUCCAGCUGUAACGGCACCUUCUGCUCUCAGGAGGGAGGAGACACAUUUCUCUUCAUCUCUUUCAACACCACCCAUGUCCUCUGUAACCAUGGCAACAAAGUUAGCUGGAGUCAGAGCACCAAAGACUUUGAGUCAUUGUGUCGUAAUAACCCAGAAAAACCGCAGCCUGCUGGUAGCCUCCACAUUGCAGUGCCUAUUAGUGUAUCUGCAGUAUUAGUACUAGCAGUGGUAGUGGCGGGUGCUACAUUAAAGAUAAAAAGAGAUGGAGCACAAGAGAACAGCCAGCGUAAUGACCUGGGGAGCGGUCAGCCAAUGGUUUGUCAUCAGCAGUCAGGGGAAGUUGAAAGUCCAGGAGAAAACACAUAUGCUGAGCCACUGAGCCAAACUAAGUGCAGUACCACUCCUGCCUCAACGGUCUAUGACACAGUGCAGCUAACUCGACUGCCAGCUUCCUCUUCAGCAGAACAUGUUCCUCCAACGGCUUGCACUCCUGAAACUGUCUACGCUGUAGUGAACAAGAAAGCUGCUCCUAAGUGAGAAGGGAUCACAUGAUGCAGAACAUGCAGUAUUUUUAUUAUAGGUAUUUUAAAUAUGUAUACAAUUGUAUGUUUUAAGUUUGGAACAAAUCAAAUGUAGUUUGUAACAAAAUACAUCGAGGGAUUGUAUUUAGAGUAUUUCCAAUACUUAAACACUUAAACACACACAAUUGUCAUUUUCUCAAAUAGGCUAAGCCAAAAUUCCAUCACUAUUAAAUAUACUACCUAUAACCAUGACAGUAAGCUAUGCUCAUCAUAGUCCGGGAGCCAAAAGCCAGAAUCUUGGCGAAGCUGGUUUUGUGGAUUAAACCUGAGUGUGUGGGUUCAAUUUGUCAUUCUGUUUUGACUACAGAAAAUUAUGGUGGGUAGUGUAGUAAAUAUUCAACAAGGCCUAUAUGCUAUUAGCUUAAAGUUAAUAAAUGAGAAAAGAUCAAGACUGUAUUCUGUAGAGAGAGGCCAUCUGAACUGUUUGCGGUCAGGGAAAUAUUCUGUCUUUCCGUCAGCUAUUUAUUCUCCAUAACUCAGCUUUUACUAACCUCAGUCUGUCCAUCAGCUAUUUAUUUGACAAAACUCAGGGUUUUUCUAACCAGGAGUCUAUCAGUCAUCUCUUCAUUUAGCUUAUCUCAGGUUUUUAUGUUUGUUUUGCUGAGUGCUGUCUGCCAUCUGAAGAAUAUGGCAGUUGUGGACAGUUAUUGGGGUUGUGACAAUGGCUUCACGGGUAGUUAAUAAGAAAAUUAAGCAAGAGAGAAAAAGGAGAUCUGAAAAGUUUCCAUGACAACACCCAAAAACGCUGUAAGGUGGAUUGAUGUCCAGCUCCAUCCUAAGAUUUUGCGCAGAUCUCAAAUUGGGUGAAAUAUUCUGCAAAAUACAUUCACUCUGCUGUUCAGUGUUGCAUUGGCUUAUAGUCUUAGUCAGGCUGUGUCACUUUGUAGUAUUGACAGUUCAACGGCUACUUUCGUCUCAGUAUCAUUCCUUGGACAUUUUUCACAUCAGUAUUUUGUAUUUUACUUUGUUACAUUUUAUGCACUAGUGUUUGUAGUUUGUAACAAAACUUUUUUUGAUGUUUGUUGCCUCUGUAUGUUCAUCAUUUCUGUCAUCAUAUCAUUCAGGCUUUAUUGUAAUUUAUGGUUACAGUUCACUUUCCUUGAAAGUUAGAAAAGCCAACAGAUCCUUCUUCUUCUUCAACAAAUGUCUUUCUGUUAUUACCAGUAUUGUCAGUAUCUUGAACAACAGCCACAAUAAUAAAUGUCUAGUGACGAGCUCUUUGCUGUACACAAAUCCACCGCACUCAGGUCAUGAAUAGGCCCCAUCGCUCAUAGCCAUUGGUCAGCACAAUUGUACAUUUUUCAUAGAGGCUUGUUACUGGAGCAAGUCCAGACCGAACUCCCCAGCUUCAACAUCUGUUGGUGGGGUUACAUUCGGACUGGCUUCCAGGCUACAAAAACUCCAAUUAUUUUUGUAAUUUUGCACCCAAGACAAACGUGUGUUAUAAUACAGCAUACACUGUUAAGUGUACAUAAAAAAACCCCAAAUGUGUUAUAGUUAUUUUGUCGAGGCUAUGCUUUUGUCAACCCUGUAUCUCUGAUUCAGUGCAAUAAAUAUGACUGUGUGGAAUCCAAAACAAGCUUAUUGAUUAAAAACAAACAAAAAAACACAUUUUAUUACUGUGUUUUAUGACAAUGGA
Messenger RNA from Sardina pilchardus (European sardine), 2927 nucleotides. RefSeq lists its product as uncharacterized. The coding region runs from base 123 to 1244 and encodes 373 amino acids. The record is from RefSeq and is a predicted model, not a curated record. The transcript has 9 exons. NCBI's taxonomy places the organism in Eukaryota, Metazoa, Chordata, Actinopteri, Clupeiformes, Clupeidae.